CUUUCUAUAUAAGACUGCGAGUUGUUCUUCAACCAAACAGUCACUAAUAUAAUUCUGCAGAACACGUUUACCUCUUUUGAGCUUUAACUAUGGAGGGACAGCAACGUAGUGGCCAUGCUUAUGAAGAUGUUACUCACCCAACCGGGUUGCACUCAGGGGAUGAAAGACAUGGUCAAAAUCCGGUUCACGGCCAAGGAAAAGUAGAAGAUGAAGGAGCGCAGGAAACCAAAAUAGGACUACCAACAGUGUUAGACGAUGACCCUAAUGCACCAAAAGAUCGUCCUGAGGACAAAACUUCUUCUAAUUAUCAGAGCAAAGUCACUGAUACUACAGGCGCCAAUAAGGAGGAGGCGGGAACUACACCACUAGUUCAGUCAUUCGAGAAAAUGAGCGUCAAUGAAGGAAUAAGGGCAGAGAAAGGAGCAGGGGAAGUUGGCGGUACAGAAGAAGAGGGGAAGAGUAAAGCAACAACAGAUAAAGGAGUGUCAAUGAAGAAGUACUUGGCAGAGAAAUUUAAGCCAGGAGAGGAAGAUAAGGCACUUUCUGAGGUGAUAGCAGGCACACUUUCAAAACACAAGGAUAAAACAGAGGGACGAGAGGAGGAAAAGCCAACAGGGAAGGUUAAGGAAUCAGAGGAAGUAACCAAACUAACAGGACCUACAGAUGAACAAGGGGUUGCUGCUGCGGCUACACACAGUGAAGGUUCAGGAAAGAGUAUUGUAGGUAGGAUUAAAGGUGCUGCAAGUUCGUGGUUUGGCAAAGGUACUGGAAAAUCAGCAGCACAGAGCCCUACCGUCUCAGAUACUAAUUAAGUGGUUUUUAUGUUUGCUACUGAUCCCUCCUCUUUUCAAACAAAAGAUGUUGUAUAUGCUGGUUGCGUCUUUCUUUGUUUGGUAUUCUGUUUGUUUGAGCACGUCUAAUCAGUUGUAAUUAGAUAAUGAGAUCUGAUGUUGUUCUGGACUGGAUUGAGUCGGCUAUGUGCAUUUAUCUCUUUUGUAUAUUCGCUUUUUAUGAAUUAUGUCAUAAUGA
Nicotiana attenuata is the source of this 1029-nucleotide messenger RNA. Its product is annotated as low-temperature-induced 78 kDa protein-like. The record is from RefSeq and is a predicted model, not a curated record. The transcript is spliced from 3 exons. Bases 90 to 812 code for a protein of 240 amino acids. Gene Ontology annotation, biological process: response to stress; response to abscisic acid. Lineage: Eukaryota; Viridiplantae; Streptophyta; Magnoliopsida; Solanales; Solanaceae.